This is a messenger RNA of Plasmodium gonderi, 990 nucleotides long. RefSeq names its product F-actin capping protein, alpha subunit. The transcript is spliced from 9 exons. Gene Ontology annotation, biological process: actin cytoskeleton organization; barbed-end actin filament capping. Gene Ontology annotation, molecular function: actin filament binding. Gene Ontology annotation, cellular component: F-actin capping protein complex; actin cortical patch. Lineage: Eukaryota; Apicomplexa; Aconoidasida; Haemosporida; Plasmodiidae. The coding region runs from base 1 to 990 and encodes 329 amino acids. The record is from RefSeq and is a predicted model, not a curated record.
AUGGAAAGUUCAUUAAAUGAAAAGAAAAAUUUUAUUAGACAUGUUUUAUUAAACUCUCCUCCUGUGAAAAUAGCCGACUUAGUGUCAGAUCUGAAAACUUUAUUUGGAACCAGUGCAGCCAUCCUCAAUUCAAUUGAAGAAGCUGUGGCAAAUCACAAUGAAAAAAGUUAUGCCCUCAUUCCCGUUGCGGAUGAUGAAUAUGUCAUCACCUGUGAAGAAGCAAAAAUUGACAAUUCUUACAUUCAUCCAAAGCUGAAAUCUUUGCUAAUUGUAAACCACAUGAAGAAGAACGUAAACACAAUGACAAGUCUGGAAUUUUUGAGCUAUCCUGAACUCUUGGAAAAUUAUAGAAAAAAAUGUAGUGAAAAGUUGGAGGAAUAUGUCCAAGUGCAUUAUUCGAAAUGGAACGAACUACAAACGAUAAAUUAUCCAACUGUUAAUAUAAAAUCGAAGAAUGGACUAAAUGUGAAAUGUAGUUCUUCUGUGUACGCUUCAGAGAACGCAGGCAGAUUUAACCUCAUCCUAAUAAUAUGUUGUGACAGACACUAUUUAAAGAAUUUUCAUGCCAGUUCAUGGAGGAGUACCUGGAAUGUGAAAUUUUUAACAACGGAUGAAGAAGUACUCAUAAGGGGCACUAUAGAUAUAGUUCUUACAUAUUUCGAAGAUGCAAAUAUCAAUUUUAAAACAUCCAAAAGUUUCGAAAAAACUGUUCAAGUGAAUACGGAUAUUGAUAACUUUUCCACAAACAUUUUGUCUUCUAUUAAGGAGUGUGAAAAUUGUACACUGUAUGAGCUAAACGAGUUCCUUAUUAACAUAGGUAAAAAUGUUGUCAAAAAUACACGGAAAAUAAUACCAUUGAAUGGUGACAAAUUUGACUGGAAGGAGACAUACCAAGAUAUCCCGGCUCAAAUUCAGUUAGUACAUGUACACACAUUACAUAUGUGUGAAAGUAUGUACGAAUUUGCAAAUAUUGGAUAUAUAAAGAUUUAA